Carassius gibelio (silver crucian carp) is the source of this 2130-nucleotide messenger RNA. RefSeq lists its product as uncharacterized. The record is from RefSeq and is a predicted model, not a curated record. NCBI's taxonomy places the organism in Eukaryota, Metazoa, Chordata, Actinopteri, Cypriniformes, Cyprinidae. Bases 691 to 1998 code for a protein of 435 amino acids. The transcript has 2 exons.
AUUACAGAUAGUGUUUGAAUUAUUCAGUGAAUUAUUUACUUUCAGUCUGCUGAGAUUUAGUUCAGUUAACUGGAGUUGAAGCGAAAGUGAACUCAUACUGGACUGAAGUCAUGCAUGGCUUCAGUGUUCUUUGUUCGCUGUCUUUAUAUAAUUUAUUCUCAGUUUGAAUGAUUAUUUUGUUUUCACUAUACUGAAAUAACCAAUGAAAAAUCUUGAUUUUCUAAACCGUAAAAGAAUCCCUCAAAAUAAUUAAAGGGGACCCAUUUAAUUAAAGGGCUCAUAGUCCCCCCACACCCACUGGUUACAGAACUACCAAAUUUACUUUGCAAAUACAUAAAUGACAAACAUACAUAUUUUACCAUGUUUCUUUGUUGCAGUUUAAUACUACUGCAAAACUUUCUUUGUUAAUUUAUAUUGGCCCCUAUUGACAAAUUAUCUGCAUUAAUCUGCUUUUGCGAUAAAACACAACUAAUGCCGCGUUUCCACCGACAUUACCAGGAACUUUUCUCCCAGGAACUUUUCUACCAGGAACUUUUUUGUCCCCCCAGACCCGUUGCCUUCUGCGUUUCCACCGCGGUCUAAAGUACCGGGAAGAUUAUGCUAAUUUGUCCGGUGACGUAGUAUUGCGUGCGACUGCUUCUUCUUGUCAGGUACAGACCGUAAUCAUUCUUGCGCGACAGAAAAGGUAGAAUGGAUGAGAUCCAAGGAGUGCUGCUUCUGCUCAUGUUGUAUUGGUUUACUCAAGAAAUGAUGAACCAAACGGCAGAAAAAAGACGAGCACUGAUAGUAAAGCGUAUCCAGAAAGCUCGUAAUGCUCGAUACAAAACGAGACAACGUGUCUUAUCAGCAAUUGCCGACAUCGACCGUGAGAUGGCUGGGACUAACGCGCGACAUCGAGCAGAAAGAACAAGAUUGAUUUGCGAGUACUAUCGAAUACGUCGCGUUGCGCCAUCAGUUUGGGUACACAAUAGAACAACUGCGUGGUGGGACAGCGUGGUUUCGACUUUCACCGAGGCCCAGUGGAUAAAGAAUUUCCGGAUGUCUAAAGAUACUUUUAUGUACCUCUGUCGUCGAUUGCAACCUCAACUGGAGAGACAAGACACAAACUACAGACUUUGUAUAACCAUCGAAAAAAGAAUCGCCAUUGCACUGUGGAAACUAGCAACCAACUCCGAGUACAGAAGCAUCUCUCAUUUAUUUGGAAUUGGAGUUGCUACUGUGUGUCGAUGUGUUCAUGAUUUUUGCUCCGCUGUCGAGAAAGUACUCAUGCCAGAAGUUAUUAAAUUACCAAACAGUGAAAAGUUAAAAGAAAUGGCUACAUAUUUUGAACGCAGAUGGGGGUUGCCACAGUGUGUAGGUGCAAUUGAUGGGUCACAUAUCCCCAUUCUUGGACCUGAGGACUACCACACAGAGUACUUCAACCGAAAGGGCUGGCAUUCGAUCAUCCUGCAGGCUGUUGUAGAUGGAAGGGGACUUUUUUGGAAUGUUUUUGUUGGAGCACCAGGCAGCCUGCAUGAUGCCAGAGUGCUGCGUUUGUCAGGUUUGUGGGGACUAGUUGAUAGGGGUUUGUUACUACCUGAUGUAACAAAAAACAUUUGUGGACAUGAUGUGGGAUACUUUGUCCUUGGUGAUGCAGCUUAUCCUUUGAAGAGCUGGCUGAUGAAACCUUUUACUGACAACGGACAACUGACACCCCAAAAAAUUGUGUACAAUCAAAAAACAAGCAGAGCCAGGGUGGUGGUGGAGAAUGCUUUUGGCAGACUAAAAGGAAGAUGGAGGUGUUUGCUAAAAAGAAAUGACUGCAGUACGCACAAGGUCAAAUCCCUGGUGAUAGCAUGUUGUGUUCUGCAUAACCUUUGUGAGAUGAAUGGUGAUGAGUUCAGGGAAGAAUGGGUGACAGGUGCAUUAAACCAGCCUGAUGGUGCUCAGUCAGCCACUGUAGAGGCUGAGGGACUAGAUGCACGCACAGCUCUAAUGCAGUUUUUGACGACAACAUAGUAAGCUGCAGUAUCACUGCAAUGUAAUGUGAACAGCUGUGAUGUGCCUUGUGUUCAUGCUGAUAAACCUGUAAUACAACAUUGCAACAAAAGCAGUGUACAACUUUCUUCUAAUAAAUUCAAUUUACUAAAA